GACUUUGUCAUGUCGGAGGAGCCGAAACUGCAGGAGUUUUCUCUCAAAGAAGACCACGAACUGAGAUUUGAGGCAUUUGUCCUUGAAUUGGUUCAAGGAAGGGCCGAGGUGUUUGGAACUGAAUUAGAGAUGCAUAAGAAGUAUGCAUUUCCUCCAAAUACACGUGUGGCUGUGUUCAGCUGGAAAGGGGCGUCUGUUGAGUUGAUCGGUCCAACAAAUAGCGCUUACGUCGCAGAGCACACUCCCAUGGUGAGUCAUUUAUCUCAACACACAUGCUGCACUGGAACAGCUCAGGCAACACUCGGAAGAGCAAGCAAGCGUAGAUGGCGCAGAGAAUCCAAAAGGCCCUCGUAUCAUGUUAGGUAUGACGGAUCCGUUAUUCUUAUUUUUUUCUUCAAGAUUUCUUUAUUUUCAUUAUUUACUUAG
This is a messenger RNA of Strongylus vulgaris, 426 nucleotides long. The record is from the annotation of a GenBank genome assembly. Lineage: Eukaryota; Metazoa; Nematoda; Chromadorea; Rhabditida; Strongylidae.